This is a messenger RNA of Chelonoidis abingdonii (Abingdon island giant tortoise), 2820 nucleotides long. Lineage: Eukaryota; Metazoa; Chordata; Testudines; Testudinidae. The record is from RefSeq and is a predicted model, not a curated record.
GCAUGUAGCAGUGGGGUAAGGAGGUGGGAGCCUGGGGCUGGUGGCAGUGGGCAGGGUAGGAGAUUGUGCGGGGGCAGAUGCAUAGGAUGUUGUACGGUGGUUGGAGCAGAGGGUGAUGAAUUCACUGUGAUUUGUAAGUAAAUGGUGUGGCUGCUCCUGCUUAAUCCUGCUGGCACUGCCUCUCUCAGUGCUCUCUAGGGAGGCAGGAAAUGUGCCUCUAGGGUUGCCACUUCUGGGAUUCUGCAGAUUGUCCCGUUUGCAACAGAGUGGCUAGUCACUGGUCUGCAAAGCACUUCCAGGGCCAGGAAGCAUCUUCACCUUGCCCUUCAAGCACACUCACAGAGGUGGCAGCCUCACUGCCCACACAUCCAUCAAAGUGCAGCCCAAUUAUCACAUGGGCUGUGAAAUCUAGAACAAGAGGUGCUGUAGUGCUAGCAGGGAGCAUUUCUCUCUGCCACCUCCCCUUUUCCAAAGGGAGACUUCUGGGCAUAUCUGGCAUAGGUCAUGUUAAUAAAGCUGCACUCACAGCACUGAUUGGGUUGAUGGUGUAUAGUGUUCUUCUGUGACGUAGCUUUGAGGUGCACAUCUAGAGCAUGCAGUGCUAUGUAGGGCUUUGAUAAUGGGGAUAUGGAGACUUCUGCCUCCACAAAGGUAAAAAUCCAGCCCAAGUCAAUAGUAAUCAAAAGUCACCGUGAUCUGAUUGCUGUUUGGUGGCCUGUGUGAAAUGAGUUUGUUGCUCUUGAUCUCUCUCUUAGUAUAUGUGUCCACAUCACAAUCAGUCCUGUUGUUGGCAUCCUUAGCAGAGAGAUCAGGGCUACAGGUUGCAGCAGUUUGCAUCUUCAAUGACACUUUUGGGGAGAAGUUUUUGGGUGCUGAGAGACAUUCAGGCUGCAGCUCCCUGGAAUUGCCAAACAUGUGUUGAGUAGCUUCGCUUACUGUCAAGCCAGACAACUGGGUGGUGAUGUUUUCUUCUCUUCUAGGUUCUGACAAGAUGGAUGCAAAGGAUUUGAAUUCUGGUCCUAUCUCUGUACUUAUUACUGAGUCACAGUUUGCCCAGCUGUUCAGGGAGUAUUUGGAGAGAGAGAGGGUUCUGGAUGUCCGCCAUCGUGUGCAAAAGCUGCUGGAUGGCACAGUGGCAUUGCCUGUGCUGGGAGAGAAACUCACGGAGCAGCAGCUGCAGGAGCUGCGGGAGAGCCUGCCCCCUGAGAAGACAUGCACACUGACGUGGGUUCAGAACCCCAUUCCCUCGAAGGCAGCACGAGACCAGUCACCUGCCCGGAAGCUGUGCAGGGAGCUGCAGCAUUUAGUGUCAGCCUCUGGGGGCAGGUGGUCAGAUGAGCUGGAGGACGAUCUCCCUCGUUCCUGGCAGCGGCACGGAGACCUCAUCCUGCUGAGCGAGGACAGCUUCAGGGCUGCAUUGUGGAAGGAGUUGGGACCAGAGCUCUGGGAAACAGUUGCUUCUGCUCUGGACGCCCGACGCAUAGCCAAACAAGGGCGAAUAUCGCCGGAUGGAGUACGAUCCCCGACAGUGACCCUGUUGCUGGGGCAGGAUGGCUGGGUGGAGCAUGUGGACAAUGGAAUCAGAUAUACAUUCGAUGUGACCAGGUGCAUGUUCUCUCCUGGAAACAUCACAGAGAAGCUGCGGGUGGCGUCGCUGCCAUGUGCUGGGGAAGUGCUAGUGGAUCUCUAUGCAGGGAUUGGCUAUUUCACGCUACCGUACCUGAUUCACGCCGGUGCUGCCUUUGUCCAUGCCUGUGAGUGGAACCCCCAUGCUUUGGAGGCCCUGAGAAAGAACCUGGAGCUGAAUGGCGUGCAGGAUCGGUGUCAGAUCCACCAAGGGGAUAACAGGCAGAUGGCAAGAGACAGCUGUGGCAACCUUUAUAUACUGUUAUAUUCCCCUGAGGGAAAGAGAUCCUCUCUAUGCCUUGCUUGGUGUAUUUUCCUCACCCUGACAUGGGGCCCUCUGUGGCGUAUGUCCUUUCACCAUCCCAUCCACCUCUUCCUCACCUCCCCCUGUCGUUUCCAGCUGGAGCUUCGAGACGUGGCCAACAGGGUGAAUCUGGGGCUGCUCCCCAGCUCAGAGGAAGGCUGGCCUAUCGCCUGCCAGCUUUUGCGGAAGGGCACAGGGGGCAUUCUCCACAUCCACCAGAACGUGGAGUCCUUCCCAGGAAAGGCUCAUUUGCAUAGUGGCCACUUGGAGGAGCAGCAGCUGCAGCAAUGUCCAGAACAAGCUGUAUCCAACAGGCAGGAGGACAAAAUGGGCCACAGGAGCCCAAAAGAUGCUGACAUCAUGGAUUCUGGGAGGGAGACCCAGGCGGCUGCGACCAGGGCCAAGUGGCAGAGGUGGGCAGAGACCACGGGAAUUCGUAUCAGGGUUCUGCUUCAGCAGCUACAUGGGAAGCCUUGGAGGACAAACAUUCUGCACAUUGAGCCAGUGAAAUCGUACGCACCCCAUGUGUAUCACAUAGUCUUGGAUCUGGAGUGCCGCCCCCUCUCUUAGUACACAAGGAGAGUGGACUGCACCCUUGGGAUCCCCAGAAAUGUCACCUUCUCUGCUAGCAAACAUGCUGAGGGAGCUCAGGGCCCAAGCCUGAGAAGUGCACAAAGCCUACACAGAGUUGAGUGCUCCUAGCUGGCACCUUGUGAACUGGUUCAGUCUGACACUGGUCUUGCCUUCUGCGCUCCUGGGGCCCCUCUUCUCUCCAGACUGGUAUGCAACAGCUUGACCUGACCAUCAUGGUGUUCCCUGCAGCUGCUCUCUGUGAUCUUCACUCUAUUUCCAUUUCUUGUAACCAGGUUAAACAUUUGUUGUUAGUUUUA